Prosopis cineraria is the source of this 1541-nucleotide messenger RNA. RefSeq lists its product as uncharacterized. The record is from RefSeq and is a predicted model, not a curated record. The coding region runs from base 581 to 1342 and encodes 253 amino acids. Lineage: Eukaryota; Viridiplantae; Streptophyta; Magnoliopsida; Fabales; Fabaceae. The transcript is spliced from 2 exons.
CAGUUAGUUGCGCCUUCAUAUCCCCCACCUGAAUGCGUUUCACGGUCUUGUUCUUAUUCAGUCCCUAGAUUGUCCUUCAUCGAUCCCACCUAUGUAUACUUUUUCGCUCUGAUUCUCGACAAUUCCAGUGCCUUUCGCCGCCGUGCAAGCUCCAUUUACCGCUCUGACUGUAGCAUCAUUCUGAUAAAGUGUGGCCAUCUUUUCUUUCACAAUAGCAUUCUAACCAUAGCUGAUAGCUGGCAAUUGAACUGAUGGAAACUGGAAAGGAUUACAGUGUGUUUGAUACCUGCAGAAAACUAGGAGAGUUUCCAUGUUCAACUAAACUGCACAUUUACUUGUAUGUGGUCCAUUUCAAUUGAAACUAUUUAUAUGGAAAGAAAUAAUACUACCAUUUAGCAUUUGAGACUAAGUUUGACAAGUUUUGACCAUGAGGUUUGGCAGUUGGAGCUACUAUAUCAUCAAGUAUCAAUUGAUUGGAUCUAUUGCUCUUGGUUGCUUCUCCUUAGUAUAAGUUAGCUGAUUUUCUUUCUUUCUUUCGUUUUGGACAACGGAUGAUGAACUACAAUGUGCUUUUGAGAAGAUGCAUGAGUUCUCCACUGUUGAUGGUUUUGUGGAGAUAAGUGAAUGCUUGGCAGAGAUGAUAAAAUUUGUGGCUAAUGAACCAUCAGUUGGGCUUUUCUUUGUCCAGCAGCAUGCUCACAAUGCAGUGCCUAAUGUCGUCAAACUUACAAGAAAUGUUGCAGAGAAAUCUCAUGAAACAACUUUGCACACAGAAGAUUUUGAAGACUCUAUUACUAUGCUGAGAUCUAUGAAAGAGUGUGGAUUCUCCAUAGCUGAUGAGAUGAUGGGAGAUAUCAAAAAAUCUUUAGUAACUAUGACAACAAAACAACCAAAACGAGGGACAAUCCAACCAUGGACUUCAGAUUUCGAAACACAAAGAGCUAGCUCGUGGGGUAAUACUCCAUUUUAUGCCCUAGAGGGCAGAGAAAAGAGGGGAAACUAUUUUUCCAGUGUUCUUAAGUCAGCAAAACAGAAGGCUAGCAGUCUGAAGUGGCGACACCUUGAUCCGUGGGGACCAAUGGAUUGCAAUGAUGACAAGCCUCUCUUGUUCACUAAUCCAGCAUUAUCAGUUGCGUCCUCAAGCACUACUUCAUCUCUACAAGGCAUGGAAACCGACGAGCUACCUCUUUCAAUCCAAGUUGAAGAUGAAUCUCAACAACCGGAAGAGAAUGGGACUGCUGAUUGUGGGAGCAAGUUGUUGCUGGUAUCAGAAAAGUAUGAUGAUUUCAAAGCAGAUAAAGAGGCUAAGCUGGAGGAUUGGCUAGAAGGGAACAACUCUUGAUGAUAGUUGCCUGGCAGUUGAUGCAGGAAAGGUUUCGGAUUUAGCAACACUUGGGAACAAAGCUUAAUUAAGCGUGUGCUGUAUAUACCGCAUGUGGACGAUAACUAUUUGUCUCUGGAAAGAGAUCAUAAGUAAAUGUUUUGUUACGCUGGAAACGUUUAAUCAUAUUUGUAAUGAUAGUUUGGCCAUUUUGAACCAA